AUAAUAACCAUUGAGGCAGAAGCCUUGCCAGUUGAGGGAAAUAAGGAAGUUGGAAAUGUGAAAGAGGACGAGAAUAGGAAAGAACCAUUGUCUUUACUGCAUGUUGCUGAGCAAGAGAAAGUGCGAAAAUUGAUAUCACAAUAUCAAAAGAUAAGAGAAUUUCGAAAGAAGUUGGUGUCCAAAAGGAUGGGAAUGAGCAACCAAAGUGUUUCUGCCAUGAUGAGUUGCUGGACAAGGUAACCAGUUUGGAAAAUAAACUAGACCAACUCGUUUCGGUUAUAAAAAAUUCUAACAAGCAAACCAGAUCAGGAGUGCAAAAUUCCAGAGGAUAUAUUUAAUUGUACCGACCCAAUUACAUGUAGUUUCGACAGCUUUGAUGAAGAGUCGUCAACUGUAUUGCAAACUAUUUCGGAAGUUGCAUCUAUCUGUUCAAACAAUACUUUGCCAGGCAUGACUGCAACAAUAGCGGAGGAAAGAACUGUCAAUCUAAGAACAGCCUCAGUGAUUUCACCAUCAGUCUCAGUGAUUUCACCAUCAUCAGUCUCCGCAAUUCAACCAUCAUCAGUCUCCGCAAUUCAACCAUCUGUCUAUGAUGAAUUGUUCAAGAAAAGUUCGUCGAUUUCAAACUUUGCCAAAAAUCUUGUUUUUGAAUUGUUUGAAGCAGAAGAGCUUAAAGACUCUAACUGUUCAGGAGUGCACCAGAAAAAGUCACUGGAAAGAGAUCCACAUAUGGACUUAAUUAAGGAAAGUAUAUUAAUCUUUGUUAUAUUAGAAAAUCUUUGUAAUUAUUCUUUGUUAUAUUAG
Paramuricea clavata is the source of this 804-nucleotide messenger RNA. The record is from the annotation of a GenBank genome assembly. NCBI's taxonomy places the organism in Eukaryota, Metazoa, Cnidaria, Anthozoa, Malacalcyonacea, Plexauridae.